CGUGUAUGAGUCAUGGUUCGGCAUGGCAACAAGCAAUGCAUAUUCCUGGUUGAUGUCCGUCAAAUAUAUCUGAACUUGAGAAGAGUUUGGGAGAGCUUGGACGAUGGCACCACGUUCUGAGCAGGAGGAGGUCCUUCAAGCCGUCGUCAUUGCAGACAGUUUUAACGAGCGGUUCAAGCCUCUUACUGCAAACAGGCCACGAUGCCUCCUUCCCUUACUCAAUGUGCCACUUAUCGAAUACACUCUUGAGUUUUUGGCUACGUCUGGGGUGGAAGAAGUCUUUGUAGUCUGCUGUGCACAUUCGGAAGCGAUCAAGGAUUACAUCAAAAAAUCACGCUGGCAAAACAGCAUCCUUCCACGGGUCAAGAUCGUGGUGUCGCAGGAAUUACUGAGUGUUGGGGACGCACUGCGAGAGAUUGAUUCAAAGCAGCUACUGCAAUCAGAUUUUGUCCUUGUGAGCGGGGAUGUGGUAUCAAAUGUCGAUUUGUCCAGCACAAUACAGGAGCAUCGAAGGAGGAGAAAGGAAACAGAUAAAGAUGCGAUCAUGACUAUGGUUCUAAGACAGGCAUCUGUUAAUCACCGGUCGAGAGCCCGUGGAGAAGAAUCUGUGUUCAUGCUUGACGGGUCAACAAACGAAUGCAUUCAUUGGGAGAGUAUGACUCCAUUUCCACCGAAAGGAUUUGCGAGCCUUGAUACUGAGCGCAUCGGAAAUCGGAAGGAAAUCGCUGUAUUUAAUGAUCUAAUUGACUGUCAGAUCGAUAUUUGCAGCGUGGAUGUGCCAGCCUUAUUUACUGAAAACUUCGACUGGCAAGAGCUGAGGCGCGAUUUUCUAAAAGGAGUGCUAGAGUCAGAACUGCUUGGGAAGACGAUAUACUGUCAUCUUCUGAAGUCUCAUUACGCUGCUCGUGUGGCAACCCCGCACAUGUAUGAUGCGGUUAGCAAAGAUGUGCUCGCCCGAUGGUCGUAUCCCAUGGUUCCGGAAAGCAACAUGCUUGUAGAUCAUACGUACAAAUACUCGCGACCUCACAUUUACAAGGAAAACGGAGUGAAAUUGGCCAUAACGGCCGAUCUGGAAGAAAACGUUGCAAUUGGAAAAGAUACGAUCGUAGGUGAUAACUCGCGAAUUCUAAACUCCGUUAUAGGGCGUAAUUGUCGAAUAGGGGCACGUGUAGUAAUCCAAGACGCCUACAUCUGGGACGGUACCAUAAUUGAAGAUGACUGCAUUAUUUCUAAAUGCAUCAUCGACUGCAAUGUUCACAUAAAGGCGAAGGUCAAAGUGGAGUCCGGGAGCCUAAUAGCGCAAAAGGUUGUUAUUGGUCCAGAUAUAACCAUUGCAAGAAACAGCAAGAUUUACGGAGAUGAAGAUGGCCGCCCUCUUCAGAUUGAGGAGAGUGAAGAUAGCGACGAUGAGGAGGUUGAUGCUAGAAAUGUAGCUCUUGGAUUCAUUGGCGAAGAAUGGACCUUUGACUCGGAUGUUGAAUGCGACGUUAAUUCCGAGUCUGAUGAGUCGGAUGCCAGUGAUGCCGGCGAAACUGAGGACGAAAAUGAUUGGAAACGGGAAGCCGAAGCGACCUUGGAGCGAGCCUUCAAUGAAGGCCAUUCCAUCGAUAUUGCUGCUCUGGAGUUGAACACCCUGAAGAUGGCAAUGAAUAUCUCAUUCCAUGAUCUCCGAAAGAUUUCCAUACCAUCCAUUCUCAAGUUGAUCGAUUUGAGCAAAAUACCGCAAAGUCUGGACCAGGUUUUGAAGCGCUGGGGCAAAUUGCUUUUGAAGUUCAGCCAUAACGAAGAGGAUCAGAUCGAUUGUUUAAGGAUAUUAGAGGACUUUUGCGUUAUCCACGAGAAUUAUGUCAAAUUCGUGUCACGAAUUCUGCAUGGGCUGUACGAUUUGGAUGUUUUAAGCGAAGACGCGAUAAUCAAGUGGCAUCAAAGCUUGAAGUCUGCCCCCGAACCAAAGUCAAAAAUUCGAGAAGCGGCACAGGCACUUGUACAAUGGCUGCAGGAGGCAGAAGAGGAAGACGACGAUGAAGAUGACGAGGACGAAGACUGAUUAAUUAUUAUUCUCAAUGUAGUGCACAGAAACAUAAUGUAUUGUAAUCUGACCAUAUCAAUCACACAACACUGAAUGCAUACGAAUACGAA
Molecule: messenger RNA, 2139 nt
Organism: Spizellomyces punctatus DAOM BR117
Lineage: Eukaryota; Fungi; Chytridiomycota; Chytridiomycetes; Spizellomycetales; Spizellomycetaceae
Product: translation initiation factor eIF2B catalytic subunit epsilon
Exons: 18
Coding region: 104-2047 (647 amino acids)
Biological process (GO): biosynthetic process
Cellular component (GO): eukaryotic translation initiation factor 2B complex
Molecular function (GO): translation initiation factor binding; transferase activity; translation initiation factor activity
Source: RefSeq, a predicted model, not a curated record